UUCUUUUUUCUCAAUUUUUUUUCAUCAGGAAUUGAAGUGCUCCCAGUUUCUCUCUAAGACCAAGGUACAUCAUCUCUUUUCUCUCAAAUUGACUGAUAAAAUGAAAUUGGGUCAGAGGUUACUGCAUACAAUAACAGAAAUCUCCAACUAUUCCUCCGGUUCAGGAGGUAGAGUAGUAACUCAACUUGAGCAUUUUGUGAGGGAUUAGUGUAAAUCUGGUAAAAUUAAGAAUCUUGAUGAUGGUUAGAGAUACUUGGAUAAGUUAAUUUUAGAAAGGCCAUUACUAUCUAAUGAUACAUUUAAUCAUGUGUUAAGAUCUUUAUCCAAAAUCAAGUGUUAUUCAGAUGUGAUUAUGUUGUAUAAAAAGAUGAAUUUGGUUGGAGUACAACCUAAUUUGCAUACAUUGAGCAUUUUGAUUAAUUGCUGUUGUCAAUUAGGAAAGGUUGAUCAUGGGUUUUGUUUGCUUGGAGAAAUUAUAAAGAGAGGUUAUCAUCCUGAUACUGUCACUUUUACUACACUCAUUAAAGGGUUGUGUCUUCAAGAAAAGAUUGAUUUUGCAUUAGAAGUGUUUGCUAAAAUGACUGAGAUGGGUAAUCAACCUAAUGCCUUUACAUGUAAUACUCUUAUACACGGGCUGGUCAAGUGGGUCGUUCUCUUCAGCUGAAAAACAAUAUGCUGUAAUGGAACUGCAGACCUAGUGUUGUUACAUAUUGUGUGAUCAUAGAUGCACUUUGUAAAGGAGGAUUAAUUGAUGAAGCUUUAAUUCUCUUCACGGAAAUGCUUAGAGAUUUGAAUGUUGUACCCAACGUAGUUGUUUGCACUUCUUUGAUCAACGGACUUUGCAAUUCAGGCCGGUUGAAUGAGGCGAAGAGACUCCUUAAAGAUAUGGAUAGUAGAGGAAUCUCAGCGAAUGUAACGACUUAUAGUUGUAUGAUUUAUGGUCAUUGCCUACAUGAUCAACAGGAAGAAGCAAGAAGAUAUUUUGACGAAAUGAUGGAUCGAGGGAUUUUUCCAGAUACAGUCACCUUCAAUGUAUUAAUAGAUUCACAUUGUAAAGAUGGGAUGACGGAAGAUGCUUGGGGGUUGUUUGAAUUGAUGGAUAAGAUAAAUAUAAAGCGAAAUCAGAUAACUUAUAAUUCAAUGAUGGAUGGUCUGAUGGUGGAUAGGGGCCUUGAGCCAAAUCAGCUCAACUACAAUGUGUUAAUCUGUGGGUAUUGCAAGAACUGUAAGUUGGAUGAAGCUGUGCAACUAUUCAAGAGGAUGAAACAAAAUGGAUUAGAACCCACAAUAGUGAGUUACAAUACUCUAUUAAUGGGACUACACAGGAAUGGAAGAGUUCGGACUGCACAGAAUCUGUUGAAUGAGAUGCAAACUUUUGAUCUAUCUCCAGAUGAAGUUACAUAUAACACAAUAUUGGAUGGACUGUGCAAGAAUGGAAAAAUGGAAGAGGCGAUAGAAAUUUUUGAAUCCAUGGAGGAAAAUCUAGUUACCACUCCCGCAUACAGUAUUCUUAUCCGCAGUUCAUUCCAGGCUGGCAAGUUGGAAGAUGCCAAAAAAUUGUUUAAUGAAAUACCUAAAAAAGGAUUAGUACCUGAUGUAGUAACAUAUACCACAGUGAUAGAUGGCCUCUUUCGUAACAAGAUGUUACCAGAGGCUAACGCAUUAAUCAUCAAAAUGGAAGAGAAGGGCUGUUUACAAGAUGCCAGAGCAUAUGAUACCAUCAUCCGUGGAUUUCUUAUAGCAAAAGAGACUGCCAAGGCAUUGCGAUUUCUUAGCAAGAUGCUUGAAAGAAAACUUCCACCAGGUGAUUCUGUUGUUAUUUGGUUAUUAAACACUCUCUCAGUAGAUGAGUUUAGAAAUCUCUAG
Molecule: messenger RNA, 1866 nt
Organism: Papaver somniferum (opium poppy)
Lineage: Eukaryota; Viridiplantae; Streptophyta; Magnoliopsida; Ranunculales; Papaveraceae
Product: pentatricopeptide repeat-containing protein At3g22470, mitochondrial-like
Exons: 1
Coding region: 778-1866 (362 amino acids)
Molecular function (GO): protein binding
Source: RefSeq, a predicted model, not a curated record